Cornus florida is the source of this 2829-nucleotide messenger RNA. RefSeq lists its product as uncharacterized. The record is from RefSeq and is a predicted model, not a curated record. Bases 162 to 2438 code for a protein of 758 amino acids. Gene Ontology annotation, cellular component: membrane. The transcript is spliced from 15 exons. Lineage: Eukaryota; Viridiplantae; Streptophyta; Magnoliopsida; Cornales; Cornaceae.
CGACCGGGGCUCAGUUUUUGACUGGGACCACCAUUUCACCAAUUCAUUCACCUUAAAGCUUCUUUUCUUUAACGUCAAGCUCCUGAAACUACUUCAUUCAACGAAACAGGAGAGACAGAGAAGAGAGAGAUAGGAAGAGAGAAGAGAGAAGAGAGAGAAAGAUGUGGAUAUUCUAUCUGAUCUCGCUGCCUCUGACGUUGGGCAUGGUGAUCCUGACGCUGAGGUACUUCAAAGGUCCCGAUGUGCCUCUCUACGUCCUCUUCACCGUCGGAUACACCUGGUUCUGUUCUCUCUCCAUCAUCGUCCUCGUCCCUGACGACAUUUGGACGGCACUUAAUAGUCAGCCCAAUGGAGGAAUCUCUUUCUUUUGGAGCUGGUCUUAUUGGAGUACUUUUUUACUUACUUGGGCUGUGGUGCCUAUAAUUCAGGGUUAUGAAGAUGCUGGGGACUUCACAGUGACAGAAAGAUUGAAGACUAGUGUACAUGUGAACUUAGUCUUCUACCUGUGUGUAGGUUCGGUCGCACUUUUUGGACUUAUACUGCUCAUCAUGUUGCAUAAAAACUGGAAUAAUAAUCUUCUUGGUUUCGCCAUGGGUUGUUCAAAUACUUUUGGACUAGUUACUGGUGCAUUUCUUCUUGGCUUUGGAUUGAGUGAAAUUCCGAAGGGUAUUUGGAAAAACGCUGAUUGGACCACUCGUCAAAAGAUUCUCUCUCAUAAAGUGGCUAAAAUGGCUGUAAAACUUGAUGAUGCUCAUCAAGAAUUUUCAAAUGCUAUUGUAGUUGCUCAAGCAACGUCAAAGCAAAUGUCCAAGCGUGAUCCUUUGCGACCAUACAUGAAUAUUAUUGACAAUAUGUUGCUUCAGAUGUUCAGAGAAGACCCCUCUUUCAAACCACAAGGUGGAAGAUUAGGUGAAAAUGAUAUGGAUUAUGACACCGAUGAAAAAUCAAUGGCGACUCUUAGGCGUCAACUUAGGAGAGCUCAAGAGGAAUACUACCGAUAUAGAAGUGAAUACAUGAAUUUUGUUACUGAGGCCCUUGAGCUGGAAGACACCAUGAAGAAUUAUGAUCGUCGCGAUGCGACUGGAUGGAAUGCAGGGAACCUAUUUGACAUGCGUUCAUACUGUAUCGUCCCUGCACAGUUAUUUUAUCUUUUUUGGAAAUUUAUCUCAAGCUUCAGGCCUGAACGUAGGGGCAAACUUGGAUCUCUUUUUGAUAUGACUGAGUUGGUUUGGCGGUGUGUACUAAGGAAGCAACUUAAGAAACUAUUGGCCAUUAUGUUGGGUUGCAUGUCAGUUGCUAUUCUUCUGGCUGAGGCUACUUUACUUCCUAGUGGAGUUGAUUUAUCUCUAUUCUCCAUUCUUAUAAACACAGUAAGGAAUCAAGAGGGGCUCCUGCAGAUAGCUGCGUUCGUUCCUCUGAUGUAUAUGUGUGUGUGCACAUAUUAUUCCUUAUUCAAAAUUGGAAUGUUGACGUUUUACUCACUGACGCCAAGACAAACGAGUUCUGUCAGCUUGCUUAUGAUAUGCUCGAUGGUUGCAAGAUAUGCGCCUCCAAUUUCGUACAACUUCCUCAAUCUUAUUAGUCUUGGCAAGGAUGCCAAGAAGACUAUCUUUGAACAGAGAAUGGGGAAUAUCGAUCAUGCUGUUCCUUUCUUUGGCAAAGGAUUCAAUAAAAUCUAUCCACUUAUCAUGGUUAUGUACACAAUAUUGAUUGCAAGCAAUUUUUUUGAUCGGGUCAUUAAUUAUUUUGGAAACUGGAAGAUAUUCAGCUUCCAAAGCGAAUCUGAUGAUAUAGAUGGAUUCAAUCCAUCAGGAUUAAUUAUUUUGCAGAAAGAACGGUCUUGGCUUGAACAAGGACAUAAAGUUGGUGAACUUGUUAUUCCAUUAGCAAGGAAUUUCAACAGCGUGAGUAUGGAUCUCGAGACUAGCAGCAAUAGCACGGUUGCUGUUGAAAUGGAAGGGACAACUGGUUUGAUGGACGAUGGAAAAAGAGGUUAUUCAAAACUUUCAAGAGCAGAGCCCGAACAUGAAACUAGCAGAGAAGCCAUCAGCAGAAAGUACACAGCAAUAAGGUCACAACAGGGUAAACAGGAGACCAAUUUAAAUUCGACAGGGAAAAACUUAGCCCCCUCCACAGCCUCUUUAUCUGAAACAGGCAACUCUCAGAACAUGGCAGUUGAACCAUCUUCUGGAUUAGCCUCAACGUGGCAAUCAAUGAAGACAGGUUUUAAAAAUCUGAAGUCUAAUAUAGAGGCCAAGAAAUUCCUUCCUUUACCACAGGUUCAGGAUAAACACUCGAGAGUUUCAUCAUCUGAAUCCCUUGAUGAAAUAUUCCAGAGAUUGCAACAUCCAACUGUAGACCGUAGGAAUUAUGCUGCUGAUGAUUAUGAUAUUGAUGAUCAUUCAAUGGACAUCAGGAAGCCAGGGCCCACCAGAUGACAGAUACUUCACACUUCCACAGGAAACAGUUGAUUAGAAGUGGUGAAAAUUCUGCAAGUGGUUGUAGAUUUUGUUUCAGAAUACCUACAAGAUGUGCAGAUUCUGCAGAUGUUUCGAUGCUGCCAAUCAAUCCACCAAAAAAAUUUCCCACUCAGAAAAGCCUACAGCCGGCAAGAGGGGCAUACAGUUAAAACUAUACACGGGCAUCACUUGUAUACAACAAAAAACAGCCUAUGAUUUGAAUUAUAUUAAUUUGUAGUUAUUCAUGAAAAAUAUAUAUAUAUUGUAGACCAAAGCUUGUAAUUGUUACCAUUGAAUGCUGCAUUGAAUUCGUAAGGAUGCAAAUGAAAAUAUUUGUUCAAUGAAUAUAAUGCUUUUUUUCUUCUAAAAA